UAUCUUCCGGGAUUUCGCUCCGAUCGAAAUUCUCUAUCAAUGCGACAAUAGCAUGCUGUACCGAUGAGCAAAGAAGUCGACCCGUCACGGUCGCAGACAAUCCGUGCUGAAAUUGCCGAGCUUGAGCGACGUCUCCAAGAUGCCAAAGCCCGUCUGAAUGCUCAGAUUAUCUCUGAGCAGCCCACCUUGGCCCCGCCGGCGCGAGUGUUGAUGAGCACUGGUCCUUUUGGUUCGUCACCGCACCAUUUCCUCUUCCUGCUAGCAGAUUCCGCUCUCCCCUUGGGCUCUUUUGCCUUUAGCAGUGGCCUCGAGUCCUAUCUGGCACAUUCCCGCCCUGCUUCCUCCUUCCCCACCUUUCUAAAACUCUCGCUGUCCUCAUAUGCUUCGACGACCCUGCCGUUCGUACUUGAGGCCUUUCGAAAUCCGCUCGACCUCGUGGAGCUCGACGAUACCCUAGAUGCCGCGAUCAUAUGUACUGUCGGUCGCCGCGCAUCUGUUGCACAGGGCCGGGCCCUGCUGUCGAUAUGGGAUCGAUCAUUUAGCUCUUCAAUACCUGCAGGUGCCUCUCAAACUGCUGUGGAUGCAUUGAGGGCAUUCUCAGUCCUUCUCCGCUCUUCUUCUUCAGCUAGUUCAGACGAACUCCCUCCCGUAUCCGCUCAUCUAGGACCCCUGUUUGGCGUCAUUGCUCGUGUGGUGGGAAUAAGCUUGCAGCAGACUGCGUACAUGUUCAUUUUGAGCCAUGUGAAAGCCCUGCUAUCCGCAGCUGUGCGAGCGAGUAUUUUCGGCCCGUAUCAUGCACAAAAGGUGCUGGCCAGUAAUGAAACGCAGCGUGGCAUUUGGGAAGUCCUCCAUCGUGAGUGGAACACAAAGAUAGAGGACGCUGGACAGAGCGUGCCGAUGAUGGAUCUAUGGGUUGGAAGGCAUGAGAUGCUUUACUCGAGGAUCUUCAAUAGUUGAAAGAAUCCGCAAGCAACCAGCUGUGUGUUCUCCAGUAACCAAUCGUGGGCGAUUGUGGGUAAUGAUUCUCAAUAUCUUUAUGGACGGACCUACCUGGCUAUCUUGGUAUGGGGAACCUCGAAUUCAGUCAAAGAGUCCAGCACAAUUUCACAAAAGGAACUACCGGGUAAUAGUAGACAGCGAACAUUUACAAACCAUCCGAAUAAUGUGGCAUUUGAGCUACCUCACUGAAUCUGGUUGUUGUAGCGCCAGUCCUUCC
Messenger RNA from Amorphotheca resinae ATCC 22711, 1216 nucleotides. RefSeq lists its product as hypothetical. The transcript has 2 exons. The record is from RefSeq and is a predicted model, not a curated record. Lineage: Eukaryota; Fungi; Ascomycota; Leotiomycetes; Helotiales; Amorphothecaceae. Gene Ontology annotation, molecular function: nickel cation binding. Bases 64 to 957 code for a protein of 297 amino acids.